Molecule: messenger RNA, 3719 nt
Organism: Procambarus clarkii (red swamp crayfish)
Lineage: Eukaryota; Metazoa; Arthropoda; Malacostraca; Decapoda; Cambaridae
Product: zinc finger protein 436
Biological process (GO): regulation of transcription by RNA polymerase II
Cellular component (GO): chromosome
Molecular function (GO): chromatin insulator sequence binding; DNA-binding transcription factor activity, RNA polymerase II-specific; RNA polymerase II cis-regulatory region sequence-specific DNA binding
Source: RefSeq, a predicted model, not a curated record
GAGGUCGGCCAUGUUUGUUGUUCUUCACCUGCGAUAUGUGUCCACUGGGACGCCUUCUGCGGGCUUUUACGCCAUUACAGGUGCAUGUACUGGACCCCUCAUCCCAGGACUUACCAGGUGCACGCACUGGACCCUCAUCCCAAGACAUCCCAGGUGCAUGCACUGGAUCUGAACAAUGAGUCCAGGGAUCACUUGGAACACUCUUGAGGGACGGACCCACAGCAAGCCGUCGGCAGAUUUUCAAUGCCGCCAAAGCUUGAGGACGGUUGAAAUGCUGAAAGUAAAUGCAGACCAAAUUACAUGUUGAACAUGAGUGAAGGUACCCCAAUAGCAGUCCAAAGGGCUGUGGAGGAUUCAAAAAUGGAGGAGGCUGAAUUAACACCCGGGACUCCAGUUGUUUGCUUGGUAUGUGACCGAGUCAUCAAGGAUAUCCAUGGUCAGGAUAUACACAACUUGUUCCUGGACUCCAGUGUUACGACUCACACUAAUCAGCAGCUGGGUAGUAUGCUGGAGCAAAUUAUUAAGUCUCCCCUGGAUGCCUCUCAGGUGUAUUCCAAGACUUUAUGUCGACGAUGUUUUAAAUUGCUUGACGAAUUGGAUGAAAUGCAGCAGCGAUCAGAUGUCAUAAAAAAUACGAUAACAGGAUGGUACAACCGGUCUUUCUUGCGGAGACUAAAGCUACCAGGAGGAACUGACGAAAAUAUAGAGUCAAUGGAUAUUGAUGACAGUCCUGUAGAAGAUGAUGAACCAAGCAUUAAGCUCAAAGUUGAGCCAUUAGAGGAAGACGAUGACCUUUUAGCGGAUGAACUACGGCCAGAAGACCAGGGAAUCAGACCGGAUGAUCCUGAAUUUAAUCCAGCAUAUGACAACGUGUGGAUGAUGGGCAAAACUCGUGGGAGAGGGCGUGGCAGAGGACGGGGCCGCGGGCGAGGUCGAGGAAGAGGUCGUGGACGUGGCCGAGGCCCAGGCAGACCACCAAAGAAUCCUAAAGAAAAUUUGAGCCCAGGAAAAGCAUCUCUGGGAGAGAAGUUAGGACAGCUUGUAACAAAAAUAUUGGGAGACGACGACACUGAGGAACAGCCUAAUCUGGACGCUGAUGACUCUGCUGGCAACGCGGAAGCUGACGAAGAUGAUGCAAACACCAGUUUGAAGACAGAUAAGACGUUACAGGUGACCCGUCCCAGGGAACCAGGCAAGAGAGUACCAGUGCUAUCAGAGAAGAUGCGUCUUAGUCUGGCAGAGUUAUCUAGAAAAUCUCGAGCUAUGCCACAGACAGAGACAGGUAACACUCUAAAGGAUUUGGAUCCUGAAGGGCAUAGCUCAGAGGCACGUGUUAAGAGGCAGUACCGCAAGAGAACACAUAUCAUCCAUUUAUGUAAGUUCUGCAUGAAGGUGUGUCCGACGGGCGAACAAUUGAAAGAGCAUCAGCGGUCACACGAUACAAUUGAGUGUCAGUUUUGUGGAAAAGUGUUGGCUCGGAUUGGAGCGUGGGAAAACCACCUUAAGGUAUUUCAUAAUGUUGAAAUCCAAGUGCCAGGUAAUGAAGAGGCACUGAAUAGGCCUAAAGAGGAGGUGGAUUGUAGUGUAUGUGGAAAACAAUUUUCAUCAAAAUCUGCCCUUGCUUACCAUUUAAAACUUCACGAUGGUAAAAGUUAUCAAUGUAAUCAGUGUAAUAAAGUCUUCAGCCAUCCAAGUAAUUUAAAAACUCAUCAGUUGAGACAUGAGAAAAAAAAAUAUUAUUGUGAUAAAUGUGGCAAAAAGUUCCAUACAAACUUUGCUCUCUUAAUGCAUGACAAUCAAACUCAUCGUAUGGCCAAGUCUUGGAAGUGUAAACAUUGUGCUAAAGCCUUCACAAGAUGUGCUGCCUUUAAGGAACACAUACGAAUCCACACCGGUGAAAAACCAUUUGAAUGUCACGUCUGUGGUGUUAAAUUUAGAAAAAUCCACCACCUGAAGAAUCAUGCCAAACAGCACGAGCCAAAAACAUUCCGUGGUGGACCAUUUAAGUGCCAACAGUGUCCAGGGGCUAUAUUUUUGCACAAGGUGUCGUACGACCGACAUCGGAAGUUUAAGCACCCUGAAGUGGAAGUGAAUGCACUGAUUGGUGGAGAACACAAUUUGUUCAGCUCAGAUAUUGUACUUAAGAGAGAAUUCGUGAUUGAAAAUGAAGGAGACAGGGUAGCCACAAAUUAUGUGGUUGGAGACCUUGAAAGAGUAGAGGGCAUUGAGAUGGUGGGCUUGGAUGAUGGUAACUUUGGUAUUGGAGGCCAGGGAGGUCAGUGCAUUAUUGUCCUAUCUGAGGCUACUGAAGAUGAUGCCAAAAAUCAGCAGCUAGAGAUAUCAAAUGAUGAACAAGAACCCACAGUUACAAUUCAGCCACAGCUCUUGAAGGAAGAGAUUGAUGAUGAAGCAGAAGACUAUUACGCAGAGGAUGAGGAGUCUGAAGUCCAUGAAUUUGAUGCAGUUCAGCUUGCUUCCUUACAGGAGCACAUGCAACUGAGUGAACAAGUGACAGCUGCACAGCUUCAGCAGUUAUCUAUGGCAACUCUUGAGGGUGGAAAAUUUCAAGUGCAGAUGGAUGGAGAAACUUUUGAUGUAUACACAGUCAGUCCCUCAGAGUAGACUGUUACCAAUUCUCUUAGUUGUUGACUUAAGGGGGGUGACAAUGACUCGGGUCUCUUAGCUGCUGUCGUUGAAUUAGAAGGCAAGAAGGACCAAUGUCCCUUACUUAGUUGUUGCUGAUUUAAGAUGAGCAACAACAACCCAGGUCCCCUAGUUGUUACUGAUUUAGGGUUGAUAAUGGUGAUCCAGAUCCCUUAGUUUUGAUGCGUAUACAGUUGGUGCCUCGUCUAGUCUUAUAGCUUUGAUGUCAUGGGUGUAAGGGUAUAACAAACAAUCCAGUCAUACAGUCCCUGUGUUUUAAUGCAUAUUUUGUGUAGAUUAUGAAAAGGAAAAUAAAGGGCCACAUGGAGAUUACUUCUCUUAAAGUUAAUAAUAAUAUUUAGGUUGGUACAUCUAAUACUUUCUUGUGUUGUAUUUAAGUUGCUGCCCCAAGUUUUUGGGUUGAACCCAUUACUGUAUUUAGGUUGGAACACUUAAUAAUUGGGUGGUUGUACCCUUUAUUUAGGUUGAUAGAUUUGAUAAUUGGGUUAUACCCAAUAUUUAGGAUAGUAAUCUAAUUGGAUUGCUGUACCCAUUACUGUAUUAAGUUGGUGCGGCAAAUAUUUUUAGCUGUAUAAAGAAAAUCUUUAUUGCAACAUAGUGAUUUUUGUACAUUGGACAAAUUUUUGUAAAUUUUGUACAUUAAAUAGAUUGUAGGAAAAGUAUUAUUUUGCAUUUGGGUGUGUACCGGUGUGUGUAUAUAUGUACAGUAUAUACAGUAUAUGUAAACUGUACAUAGUUGUGUUAGUAGCAGUAUGUCAUUUCUCUCAUGACCAGUUUAGGAAGAACUGUGAAUAAGUUAAUUUUAUUUGUAACAAGUCAAGGGAAAUAAUGCCAGAUAUUUAUGUACUGCAUGUGAUACACAUGGUGAUUGUGUAGAGUAUGUGCAUGGUGAGGAAGAGGGGAUAGAAUGUGAGCGCCAUAUGGGAAUGGAUGCGGAAUAUAUAUACUGUAUAUGUAAUUACCUAAGUGUAAUUACCUAAGUGUAGUUACAGGAUGAGAGCUACGCUCGUGGUGUCCCGUCUUCCCAGCACUCUUUGUCAUAUAACGCUUUGAAA